AUGUCUACAGUAAGGCGUGAACGGUCGAGGUUUCUGUGGGUGCAGCUGUCCCUGUGUCCAGUGAUUAUCGUGGUGGGGACAGUAAUGCGGAUAUUCAGCGAACCGAACAGUUGGAACGCCGACAAAGACAGCACGGUAAACAUAUGGUUCAUCAAGCAGGGCUGGGCGUGGACCUCUGCGGUUUGCUGGUGGUGCGUUGUGCGGUACAAAGGCCUUGGGGGGCGAAGCUUGCGGCAAACCGCGCUCCGGUACGUUGCGCUGACGGCGUGGUGGUAUGCGUUUACACAAGCCAUAUGGUUUGGAAUAGCGCCAAUAAUGGAUCAGGUAUUCACUUCAACGGGCGGCCACUGCAGCUUUGACGUGUUUGACACCGGCAUGGGCCUAAACUCGGGCUUCCAUGACUCUGAAGGGCGCCGCACGCGGUCACUACAAAAGCUACUGCAGUGGUUCACUGCGCAUGGGGCCCAGGGCGACGAGCUGCGCGAGCGCACAAUGUACUGGAUCCGGUGUAUGCUUACUGGGGGCCAGUGCGAGAACACCGGCCUUGAUCCUACAGAACUCAACUCUUAUAUCCAGGACUCAGUCACGGCGUCUGCAAUCCGCAGCAGCCACGCGUGCUCCAGGCUGGGUGGCCAUUGGAUGGGUGGGCACGACCCGAGUGGGCAUGUAUUCCUGAUAACGUUAAUGUGUAUGUUUAUGCUGGGCGAGCUGCAGGUAUUUGGCCGCCGCGCAAUCGGGAAGCUUUCUGCUGAUUGUCAACAGCUGCAGGGCGCUCCUGGUAAAAUUGUGGCACGCAUUUUGCAAGCAAGUCCGAUUAGAGAGCUAAUUAACUCUGAAGCCCCCCAACAUAUUUUAAGACGCCUUUUCGUUCAACUGCCACUAGAGAGUCUUGCGAUUCUGGUGAGCGCGGUUGUUUUUGGCUUUCGGUUCAUUGUGCUGGAAAACCCGAUUCUAUUGCUUGUCGGUCUUAUUCUGACAUGGACCUGGUCACUCCUGGUAACUAUACUCUCUUUCCAUUCGUUUGCGGAGCAUUUGACCGGUUUGCUCUUCGCAUACCUUCUAGUUUUGGCGUUAUACUGGUACAUAUAA
Messenger RNA from Eremothecium gossypii ATCC 10895, 1089 nucleotides. RefSeq names its product Scs3p (gene SCS3). Gene Ontology annotation, cellular component: endoplasmic reticulum membrane. Lineage: Eukaryota; Fungi; Ascomycota; Saccharomycetes; Saccharomycetales; Saccharomycetaceae. Bases 1 to 1089 code for a protein of 362 amino acids. Gene Ontology annotation, biological process: lipid droplet organization; lipid storage; phospholipid biosynthetic process. The record is from RefSeq and is marked provisional. The transcript has a single exon.